UACGAAUAGGUGUUAUAGCACAAUGUUGAAUUUAACAUUAUGUCGCCGUUUACCGAAUCUAGUAGCUACAUGCCACAACACAUGCAUCCGAACAUCAAGCCAGGCUUCUGUAUCUAUCCAGGAAAAUAUAAAAAAUAAACGAAAACUUGCGAAAUUGGGUGGAGGGCAGAAAAGGAUUGAUGCUCAGCAUAAGAAGGGCAAACUAACAGCUCGACAGCGAAUAGAGGUUCUGCUUGAUCCUGGAACCUUCACUGAGUACGACAUGUUCGUUGAACAGCGGUGUAUCGACUUUGGAAUGGACGCACCUGAAAACAAAUUUGCUGGUGAUAGUGUAGUGACAGGACAUGGACUGAUUAAUGGAAGACAAGCAUAUGUGUUCUCUCAAGACUUCACUGUGUUUGGUGGCUCAUUAUCAAGUGCUCAUGCUCAGAAGAUAUGCAAGAUAAUGGACCAAGCAAUGUUGGUUGGGGCUCCUGUUAUUGGUUUAAAUGAUUCAGGUGGAGCAAGAAUACAGGAGGGUGUGGAAUCACUUGCUGGUUAUGCAGAUAUUUUCCAGCGUAAUGUAAUGGCAUCAGGUGUUGUGCCCCAGAUCUCUAUGAUAAUGGGUCCAUGUGCAGGAGGUGCCGUGUACUCACCUGCACUAACUGACUUCACAUUCAUGGUGAAAGAUACUUCAUAUUUGUUCAUUACUGGACCUGAUGUUGUGAAGUCAGUUACAAAUGAAGACGUAACAUCCGAAGAGUUAGGUGGAGCGAAACCUCACACAACUGUAUCAGGGGUGGCUCAUAAAGCAUUUGAUGAUGAUAUUGAUGCGUUGUUACAACUGAGAGAAUUUUAUAAUUUCCUUCCAAUGAGUAAUAAAGACAACGCACCAAUUGUAUCCACAGAUGAUCCAAGCGAUCGCCUUUGCCCUCUACUGGACAACAUUAUACCACUAGAGAGCACCAAAGCUUACGAUAUGAUCGAUGUUGUUAAAUCAUUAUCAGACAACAAUUACUUUUGGGAAGUGAUGCCAAACUAUGCAAAGAAUAUUGUGGUUGGAUUUGCAAGGAUGGGUGGAAGGACUGUGGGGUUUGUGGGGAAUCAACCAAAAGUUGCUUCAGGGUGUCUUGACAUCAAUUCUUCAGUAAAGGGAGCUCGCUUUGUUCGCUUCUGUGACAGCUUUAACAUACCACUUAUAACGCUGGUUGACGUACCUGGAUUCUUACCAGGCACUGGGCAGGAACAUGGGGGUAUUAUACGACAUGGGGCCAAGCUCUUGUAUGCUUAUGCUGAAGCUACUGUGCCAAAAAUAACAGUAAUCACUAGGAAGGCAUAUGGAGGUGCAUAUGAUGUGAUGUCAUCUAAACAUCUUCGAGGUGACAUCAACUAUGCAUGGCCAACUGCUGAAGUAGCUGUUAUGGGGGCUAAGGGAGCUGUUCAGAUUAUAUUUCGUGGUAAAACAAACCAGGCAGAACAAGAGGCAGAAUAUAUUGAAAAGUUUGCAAACCCUUAUCCUGCUGCUACUAGAGGUUAUGUUGAUGACAUCAUAGAGCCACGAACCACACGUUCAAGGAUUUGUCGCGACUUAAAAUUACUUGCAAGUAAACAACAAUCCAACCCAUGGAAGAAACACGCUAACAUGCCAUUAUGAUGUCAUAACAUCUUCUUAUGAUGUCAUAACAUCCUCUUAUGAUGUCGUUACAUCCUCAUAUGAUGUCAUAAUCACACACGAUGACACAGUUUCCUAGAGUGCAAUUUUAAAAACUAUCCCUAUGUGAAAAAAAGAAUUUAAAUUUGUGUCCACGUCAUCACGUGACGUAAUAUUUUACUAGCUCAGCAAAUUUGAAUUAUGUUAAUCUUAUUGUUUUUAACUUAAGUCUUAUUGCAUCAUGUGAGUAUAUUAAUAAAUCAUUAUUGUCUGCAAAAUAUGGCACAGUGGGUGAUAUUGUUUGGUUUUAUUAGUUCGACCUAGUUCUUAUUCGGUUAGACUCCAGUUUGCCUAAAAUAUGUAGUGUAUGUAAAUGCGUUGUACUGUACCUUAUGCAAAUCAUUUAGCUAAAUUACAAAACUAUACAUUGCCACAUUAUUAAAAAGCCAUUUUACUGCGUUUUAAAUACACUCUGUGAAAGACAAUA
Molecule: messenger RNA, 2117 nt
Organism: Ciona intestinalis (vase tunicate)
Lineage: Eukaryota; Metazoa; Chordata; Ascidiacea; Phlebobranchia; Cionidae
Product: propionyl-CoA carboxylase beta chain, mitochondrial
Cellular component (GO): mitochondrion
Molecular function (GO): propionyl-CoA carboxylase activity
Source: RefSeq, a predicted model, not a curated record